AAUUGGGCACUGGUUGCGAUGUCUAUCAACCGAGUCUUGCUAUUCUUUGCAUUGUUAAUCUUCGUUCAGAUAUUGAUCGUGCUUUAUUCAGGAACAUACGAAGAACAUAUAGCAGAGCAGAGUGGGAAUGCUGAUACGAAAUGCGUACAGAAUCAAGUUUUUAAAAAUAGAGAGGGCUAUGGACAGGAGGAAUUUCCCAUAACAAAGCGAUAUAUAUAUAGACUGUCUAAGUUUAGUAAUUCGUACAAGGUAGAACAUACGCCGAAGUGUUGGCUUGAAGACUGUGACAAACAGAACAAUUAUUUGGCGUACAAAGUGGAGAUGGAUCGAGAGUCAGAAGAGUGGAAUGGUUUGGGCGUAUUGAGCAUGGAACAAUAUUUGCAAGGAUCCUUAGAGAGGAUGAACACAUUCCAUAAUGUGAGUCUGACAGAUGCAUUGUAUUAUUUUGCUAAGGGUAUACAAAACAAUCCCAAUGUUCCAAGGUUAUAUUUCAACUUAGGCCUGGUGUUAAUACAGAAGGAAGAUUACGAGAAUGCAGAAAAGUUGAUAAGACAUGGGACCAGUUUGUUUACAAACGAGUCUGAUUUGGCUUUGGCGUAUUUGGCUUUGGGGAUGUUGCUUGAAUUGCAAGGGAAAGACCAGAAAGAUGUGAGAGCUGUUUAUAAAAUGGUAUACGAGCUUGACGAAAGUGUUGCAAAAAGUUACGCCGGCAUUCCAGUUUUGUCAGAACAACAAAGUCGAGUACAUAUAAAAGGGAAAGACGAAGCCAUAAAAGCACUUCGAGACAUGUUCAUUUAUAAAUAUUUUGCAAGACAUUCUAUAUCUGAUCAUGCGCUAUACGAUCCAGGGACUCAAGAUAAGUUUAUUAAAAAUCAAUAUGUCUAUCUUCGUAACAUUUUGCCGCCGUUUGUGUUAACUGCCUAUGCGGAUUAUGUACAUGAUUUGAUUAAGCACAAAGAAAUAGUGCUAGGCGAUGCGCAAUCGAUGCGUUACAACAUGCAUAACGACCGUGUUUCCAGAUUUAUUCACGAACAACUUACUGAUCUUGUCAGGAGAAUCACUGCUCAUAGCGUCAAGCCGAGUUACACAUACUUUGGUGGAUACGUAGCUGGUGCUACUUUAACCAAACAUCUCGACCGAGAUCAGUGCGAAUUUACGCUUUCCCUCACUAUCGAAAGGUAUCCAGCCGACCUGAAAUGGGAUCUUAGCCUAAACAAAAAUCCCAUCACACCUGAAUUCGACAAAGAAAAAAUUAAAAACAUGGAAGAGCAGGAUCAAGACGUCGUCACUGUCGACCUCAAAAAUAGUGACGGACUCUUGUUUAUGGGCAGAAAACUCGUUCACUAUCGCAAGGGAACACUUAAAGAGAAUCAAUGGCUAAAUCAGAUUUUCUUGCAUUAUGUCCAAGAAAAUUUUAAUUCAACCUUAAACUAGAAACAUGUCAUAAUUACAA
Messenger RNA from Schistocerca gregaria, 1453 nucleotides. RefSeq lists its product as uncharacterized. Gene Ontology annotation, molecular function: protein binding. The record is from RefSeq and is a predicted model, not a curated record. NCBI's taxonomy places the organism in Eukaryota, Metazoa, Arthropoda, Insecta, Orthoptera, Acrididae. Bases 19 to 1434 code for a protein of 471 amino acids. The transcript has 2 exons.